AUGGACCCCUCCCCGUACUCUGGAUUUAUUGCUGAUCCAGCUAAAUGUCGUUUGCUGAGUGUCGAUGCAAAGAGAGAACUUAUCUGUGAAUUGUCAAAAUGUCCAGAUAAAGCACUUGAACUGCUGCAUGAAUGGUCACGCCGUGAUAUCAUACAGAUAUUCUGUUCUGAAUUCUGUAAAGAUAGAAAAUAUGAAGCCAUGUCAAAAAAGUUGAUACUAAAUUAUCUCUUCGAUGCUGUGAAUGGGAAGUCACAUGGCCAUGGGAAAUGCAUGAAGAGAUCAGGCCCUGAGUCGAACUCAAGUAACAUCCAGUUACCUUGCAAAAGACAGAAAAAGAGUGAUGUUCCAGUGCUUCCAGUUAUUGCAAACACUCCAGUAACUGCUGAUAUAACUGGACCAACAAACAUUGCACACUCUUGUGAAAAUUCAGCUUGUAGGGCUGUUCUUGUUCCAGCAGAUAAAUUCUGCAAACGUUGCUCAUGCUGUAUUUGUUUUAAGUACGACGACAAUAAGGAUCCUAGCCUGUGGCUAUCCUGCAAUUCAGACCAACCCUUCGAGGAAGAGUCAUGUGGAUUGUCGUGCCACCUAGAAUGUGCAUUCAGGGAUGAAAGAUCUGGCAUUCUGCAGAAUGGACAGUCAAAGAAACUUGACGGCGGUUAUUAUUGCACCCACUGCGGGAAACAAAAUGAUUUGCUUGGGUGUUGGAAGAAACAACUAUUGAUAGCAAAAGAUGCUCGGCGGUUGGAUGUGUUGUGCCAUCGGAUAUUUCUUAGUCAUAAGAUCCUCAUAUCUACUCAGAAGUACUUGGUCCUCCAUGAGGUUGUUGAUACAGCAUUGAAGAAGCUGGAGAGUGAGCUUGGUCCGAUUACUGGCCUUCCAGACAAGGGCCGGGGAAUUGUUGGUCGUCUUCCUGUAGGCACUGAAGUUCAGAGGCUUUGUACCCGUGCUAUAGAGACUCUGGAAUCUAUGUUAAAUGGCGCAUUAACUGCUGACUCACAGAUUCAGAGCUCUCGUAUGGUAUCAUCAGAUUUCAUAAAGGUUGAGGAUGUAUCUCAUGAUUCUGUCACAGUAGUUUUUGACCUGGAUGCAUGCCCCACUCUCUCCCGAGGUUUAACUGGCUUUAACUUGUGGCACCGAAAGGCUAGUGAAGAGGAUUAUCCCUCAAAGCUAACAGGCAUAAUUCCGAUGCCAGCAAGAAUGUUAGUGGUCAGAGGACUUGCUCCAUGUACAUCUUAUGUCAUCAAGGUUGUUGCAUUCACCGGCUCAAAGGAGAUUGGAUCGUGGGAAGUCAGGACAAAUACCACUGGCUGUCCUAAGGGGCUGGAUGCAAAAGAUUCACUGCCAGUGGAUGUUGGAAAAGAUCCAAACAACAAAAGCGUGAAGGCAAAAAGUAGUAGUGGUCUGUCCAAUCCUCCUACAGAAGGCGUGGAAUCAUACAAAGUCAGUACCAAUUAUGUUGAUCUUGUCAGUUCGUCAGAUAGUGAUGUUGAAUCCAAUCACUCUCGAGAUCGGAAGAUAGAUGUUGUUGGGUUAACUGAAGUUGAUGGGCCAGAUAGAGCUCCUAGGGUACCAGCAUCAGGUUUGGACGGCAACGAAAAAGAACCUGGUUCAGCUGCUCAAGCAGCUUUACUAAAGAGGUCCACGGAGGUAAUGGCGUGUGGUCAGAGAGCUUUGAAGCAGAACAUGGGAACAAUUGGUCCAGAGAUUGCAUCACAUGUACACACCGAAAACAAGUCGGUUUCUCCACCUGAAUACCGCGGCUCAUUGCUACAUGCCAUGCAGAAAGAAACUGAAAACUGCAAGUUGGUUUCUGCAAUGAGCUUUGAAGCAAAAUCUGGUGAUCAUUUUCCUCAAGAUGACAGUUCUAAGACUGAAACAGACCCAGCGUGUUUGCCAUGCAAAAGAACCCCAGGGAGAACUGAGGAUGGUGGACACAAGGAUGGACGUUCAGAACCUAGCACAUCUGCUCAAGUAUGUUCUCUUCUGAAAUCCUCAAACUCGGUGCAUCACAAGCAGGUUAUUUCAUUGGAGAAUGCGCCUGACUCACUGGAUCCUAGAACAGGAAAUGGUAUCAAAUCUGGCAAUAGGAUUAUUGGAACAGGCUCUGGAUCAAAUAACGACAACCAUGUUCCUCAACCUGUCCCUCUGAAACCUGGAACAAAACUGUGGAGUCCAUCAAGCAGUAAUCCCUCAGGAAAACCCAAUGACAUUGAGCAAACCGAUGAAAGUGCUUAUGUGUUCUGUGUCAAGGUUAUCAGGUGGCUGGAAUGUGAGGGUCAUGUCGAGGCCAACUUCAGGGUGAAGUUCUUGACAUGGUUGAGCCUACGAGCGUCUUGGCGUGAAAAGAAGAUAGUUAGCGUGUUUGUGGAUACUUUUAUUGAUGACCCCGCAAGCCUUGCCGGCCAGCUAAGUGACACCUUCUCAGAGGCAAUCUACACCAAGUGGACGCCUAUGGCGCCAUAGGGUCUCUGCAUGAAACUUUACCACUGACAAUGGAGUUUUUUGUGUGAGCAAAAUGGAAGUUUUUGGCACCAAUCCUACUUAGGAUAUAUUGCUGGUCCCGUACUUUAUUAGCUGAUCCUUGCAUCAACUUCUCACUGGAACCUUAUCCACUGUAGUAGUUAGUUUUGUUAAUUUCCCGCCUUCAGCUGGAAGUUCAACAUGUUAACCAGUAUGAAGCAUCAGGAAAUUUGCAAUCCAGAAUAGCGCCAUUUUGGGAUCCUAAUGUGUAUGUAAGUGUGCGCAACUAUAUCUUAACUCAGGU
Messenger RNA from Lolium rigidum, 2764 nucleotides. RefSeq names its product VIN3-like protein 2. The transcript has 4 exons. Gene Ontology annotation, molecular function: protein binding. The record is from RefSeq and is a predicted model, not a curated record. Gene Ontology annotation, biological process: epigenetic regulation of gene expression; vernalization response. NCBI's taxonomy places the organism in Eukaryota, Viridiplantae, Streptophyta, Magnoliopsida, Poales, Poaceae. The coding region runs from base 1 to 2463 and encodes 820 amino acids.